UUGAAGAAGAGUUCUUGUUUUGUAUCUCAGUUUCUCUCUUUAUGGACAAAUUGAAUUUAAACAAAUACUACGGAGAUCUCAGACUAAUCAAUGGAGGGUAUUUGAAUAUUCACAUCAUAAUUGUAUCAGUGAUUCGGUAGAGAGUAUUGGGUUGUUUGUAAAUAUUUAUUUAAUUAAUUUCUGAGGAGAGGAGGACUGCUGCUGUUCAUGUGAGUGGAGGCGGCUCUUUAAUGCUUCAAUUGGAUGGUAUUCAACCUGGAGACGGUGUGAAGGCUGAAAGUUCCCCCGGACUGACUGGCACACUGACUGGCUCAAUGAUGGAAUUACAAACGUUACAGGAGGCCCUGAAAGUGGAAAUACAAGUCCAUCAGAACCUGGUCACCCAGAUGAAACAGGACCCACAGAAUGCUGAUCUGAAGAAGCAGCUCCACGAACUUCAGGCAAAGAUCACAGCGCUUAGCGAGAAGCAGAAAAAGGUGGUGGAGCAGCUGAGGAAGGACCUGCUGGUGAAACAGGAGCCAGAGGUGACGGUGCAUGUGCCGGCUGCAGACAAACACGUCCUCCAGAUCCCCUCCUCCGCCACUCUGCAGGCCCUGCAGCAGACCACACACACCCAGGCCCUGCAGCAGACCACACACACCCAGGCCCUGCAGCAGAAGACGCUGGCAGUCACCCCAGUCAUCACCACUAAGACUCUACCUUUAGUGCUGAAAGCUGCCACUCCCACAAUGCCUGCCUCUAUCGUGGCGCAGCGCGACGCCACAGUCACUGCCAUCAGCCACACCUCCAAGCCCGGCGUCAUCAACUCCGACAACUCCAACUCCCAGAACACACCUGUCAACUUCCAGGUGGCCAGCAAGUUGACCAAUCAGGGUUCAGAGUCCGUGCGACUGGUGUCAAAGAAUCCAGUUGUGGUCCGGGCGAAGCCCAACAACGUGCCCAUCGCCCCAGCGCCCCCUCCGCCCAUGAUGGCGGCGCUCCAGCUGCUCCAGCGGGGCCCGGUGAUGCUGACCACCAAGCUGAGCCCCUCCUUGCUGCCCUCCAGCGCCGGGCCCAUCCACCAGGUGCGCAUCGUCAAUGGCCAGCCCUGCGCUGCCAAGAGCGGCCAGCCCACGGGCACAUUGACGGGUAUUGUCAUCACGGCCCCGGCAUCGGUGCAGACACUGCAGAUCAGCGGCCUCGCCUCCGACACCAAGACUGUUAAAGCUCGGGGGGGAUUGGGACAGAAGAUGUUGGUGAGCAGGACCCCUCCUCUGUCUCCAGCACCCAGGCUAAAGCGAGAGGACAAUCCUCAGAAACUUGCCUUCAUGGUGUCCCUCGGACUUGUCACCCAUGACCAUUUGGAAGAAAUUCAGAGCAAGAGGCAGGAGCGUAAGCGAAGAACAACGGCGAAUCCGGUGUACAGUGGAGCUGUGUUUGAGCCUGAGAGGAAGAAGAGUGCAGUGACCUACCUAAACACUCCGCUCCACCAGGGCACCAGGAAGAGAGGUCGCCCUCCCAAAUACAGCAGUGUUCCGGAGCUGGGCAGCCACACCCCGACCUCCCCCUCCAGCUGUCUCACUGCCUUCCCGGCCCCCGAGUGGCCCAACACAGAGGGGAGCUUCCCCUUCCAUGUCCACCCCCACAACACUCUCCCCCUGCCCAGCCCCAGCUCUGGGGAUGGAGACAUCCAUGAGGAUUUCUGCACUGUGUGCAGACGCAGUGGACAGUUGCUCAUGUGUGACACAUGCUCACGUGUCUAUCACCUGGACUGCCUGGACCCACCCCUGAAAACCAUUCCUAAAGGCAUGUGGAUCUGUCCCAAAUGUCAAGAGCAGAUAUUGAAAAAAGAAGAUGCAAUUCAAUGGCCAGGAACAUUGGCUAUUGUUCAUUCCUACAUCGCCUAUAAAGAAGCUAAAGAAGAGGAGAAACAAAAGCUAAUGAAGUGGAGUGCUGAGCUGAAACUGGAGCGAGAACAGUUGGAACAAGGGGUCAAACAACUCAGUAACUCCAUAACGAAAUGCAUGGAGACCAAAAACACCAUCAUGUCUCGACAGAACGAAAUGCAAGUUUCGUUGGAGAAGGUCAAACACCUGGUCCGCCUCAUUCAGGCUUUCAAUUUCAGUCAAACCGUGGAGACCGAGGGUACAUGUCCCUUCACAGAGGACAUCGGGGCCAAGGAUGCAAUUGUCCCAGCUGAAAAUGCAUUAGACGCCAUCAACACCGAGGCUGUAGCAGAAGUCAAUAUCCUGUCUGUGGAUGGGGUGAAGGCCGAGGUCACAGCACUGAACAGCACCAAUGUUGAAGCCGGGAAGGAGGAGAUGGUUGUAGCUCAUGUUGCCACAGAGAAGGUAGCAGGAGUCAGUGCUGAGGCUGCAGUUGACAUCUGCGCUGAGCCGGCUGCCGAGGUCAGCACCGUGACUGCAGUGGACAGCAGUGUUGAACCUGUGGCUGAGGUCAAUAACGCUGAGGAAGUGACUGAAGCCACCGCAGUAGUCGUUGCAGAGGACUCUACAGUGGCCACAACCAACGGCACCACUGACCUUGUGUGUACUGACACGAGCAUGGACGAGAGCUGUACUAACAACACUAACACCAACCCUGAGAACAAGGUCACAACCACUAACAGCACAGAGGAGCUGAUAGAAGAGGAACAGGAAGAGAACACAAACAUUGACAACAGCAGCACCAACAACAGCAAAACCUCAGAACCUUCCCUGAAAUCUUUUCCCGCUCUUCUCAACAGUUUGGACAAUAAAGAGUAACGCUCCGUCUCUUGGAUUGAAAACCCCCCCAACAUAAUAAAAAAGACUUUUUGCUUUCACCUUUGAAAGGUGCCUGAAGUUGCCAAUCUAUAUACAUACUUGUUUCCAAUGUAUUGUCAGACUGUGUAAAUAGAAGAUCUACAGCCCGUCUGAGAUUGCUCUUGGAUGCUGUAGGUUAUUAUACCCCAAACAUGGGUGAAAGGGUGGCAUGUAUACCAGUGUCAUGCCAAUUUAAGGAUAGAAAAGAACAGUAGUAAUGGUAAAAGUAAGCUCAUUUGUAACAUCACACCAGUGUGUGCCUGCAACAGUUGCCCUCAGAACUCUCAUGGGGGUUGUUUCUUAGGUUAUCUUCUGUUCCUGGGAUGCAGGUUAGAGAUGUCUAAAGUUAGCGUGCUGAACAGAGACCAUGUUUGUCCGGCAUUAACUGAGAGCAAAAUAAAACCAAAAGAUAAGCAAAAGAGCUGAGGGACAGGGCUUUGAAAAAGUGUCAGUAUUUGUUAACAGUGGGGAAACAUUGAGGUGUUUGAUCGUCAUUGAAAAUCAAACAGGUAAAACAGGAGAGCCUUCAGUUAGCUCAAUACCUUCCUCCCCUUUCCCCAUUCUCACUCUUACAUGACCAAUAACUAUGGACCCAUUUACACAAAACCUCAGGCAAAAAAAAGAAAGAAGGUAAAGCAACAUCCACGUGCUUUGGAAGUAUGAGGCAGACUGCUUAUAGAGCUGGCUUGUUAGGGCCUUGCUGAGGAAGACCCAGGUAACAAAGAUGGUCAUCUCAAGAGAGAGUGGAGUCACAUCACACAUGGUAGCUUAAAGUUUUAAAAUGGUGUAGAUCCAGUGCAGUGGUUGAGUUUAAUUUGUGAGUCAGUGUGUCAACUGUGAGCACUAAAUGUGAAAUUGCAAUAUUAUUGCAUUGUCAAAAACAAACACGCAAAAAUAUAUCUGCGGUGUGUUUCUUUUAUAGGAUAAGGUAUUCAUUCAGGUCUUCCUAGUCUUAAAAAAUAAGUGCAUUUCUGUUGCAUAAAACAGUUGUUUGUUAAUAAAUGUUUUUAACUGGCAUAGUUUAUGCAUUUAAUUAUCUUUUAAAAGAGGUGACCUUUGCAUAUUAAGAAAUGUACGUUUUUGUUUAAUUCUGAACUGCCAAAAUGCUAUUGUAUCCAAAUAUAGCAGGGACAUGUCCACUAAAUGUAUGGAAAGACAAAGUAUGAAAUGUAUUAUUCAAUACAAUCUCUGGAAUUGGCGAUCCCUUCAACAAUCUCAUCAAAAUAUAUUUAUUUCCUGGAAACUGGAGGGUUUGUUGUAUCAGUCCAUUUUGGUGGUAAUAAGGAAAAUACAACACAUCCUGAGAUUAAAGCACAAGCUUGUUGCAUAACAAAUACGUGCUGAAAAGCUUUUUUGUACGUUAUAUAUGGAACAAAACAGAUUAUGCAUUUAGUUUGUUGUCAUGUAAUUAAGUCCCAACAAAAUAUUUUUGUAUGACCCAACUUAUCUUUGAGGGUGAGACUUAGGCCUUGUCCAGGAGAAAUGUUCCCUCUCUCCUACCGCUUGAAUAUGCUUGGAUAACAGAACCGACCAACGAACCUAUCCCUAAAUUCUCAAUAGAUUUGUGCUUCCUCUGUUAUUUUUUUUGUAAUGCUCCAUCAACAUAUUUGUCUAAUGUUUUAUAAUUUGUGGGGCCAGUACCCAGGUUUUUCCCACUUUUCGACCAAGUCGAUCAUGAGUUUCACCAGACUGUUCAUAAACUUUUGGGGUUGGGACCAUUCAGAAGAUCUGUGAAGGAUCUUUUUAGAGCGAGCCUCAGGUCUUCUCAAUUAAAAUUAUUUUAUUUAAUUUUCUAUGCUAUGCUGUUGCAUUAUAUGGAGUGCACAGAGGGCAACUUAGAGUGGGGUCCGAAAUGAUUGACACCCUUGAUAAAGAUGAGCUGAAAUGACUGUAUAAAAUAAAUAAUUCAAAUACUGAGCUAUAUUGUAUGCUCAACAAAAUGGGGAAAGGAUAUUAUUUUAUACUAAUACAAGAGAAAGAUUUUGUUUUAACAAGUACAUUUCUUUUCUCAAAGGUAGGGAUAAAAAUUAUUGACACCCCUAUUUUCAAUACCUUUUAAUACCUCACCUUGCGAGGAUAACGGC
Messenger RNA from Coregonus clupeaformis (lake whitefish), 4867 nucleotides. RefSeq names its product PHD finger protein 21A-like. Gene Ontology annotation, molecular function: chromatin binding. The record is from RefSeq and is a predicted model, not a curated record. Gene Ontology annotation, biological process: negative regulation of transcription by RNA polymerase II. The transcript is spliced from 17 exons. Gene Ontology annotation, cellular component: histone deacetylase complex. Bases 231 to 2744 code for a protein of 837 amino acids. Lineage: Eukaryota; Metazoa; Chordata; Actinopteri; Salmoniformes; Salmonidae.